Arachis duranensis is the source of this 1195-nucleotide messenger RNA. Its product is annotated as mitogen-activated protein kinase kinase 9. Gene Ontology annotation, cellular component: cytoplasm. Gene Ontology annotation, molecular function: protein serine/threonine kinase activity; ATP binding. Bases 68 to 1033 code for a protein of 321 amino acids. The record is from RefSeq and is a predicted model, not a curated record. Gene Ontology annotation, biological process: protein phosphorylation. The transcript has a single exon. NCBI's taxonomy places the organism in Eukaryota, Viridiplantae, Streptophyta, Magnoliopsida, Fabales, Fabaceae.
AACCUCACACUCUUCUUUCUUUCUCUCUCAAUACACUUCUAUAACCGCCACCACCGCUCUCACCCCUAUGGCCCUCGUCCGUCACCGCCGCCAUCUUAAUCUCCGCCUCCCCCUUCCAGAACCUUCUGAACGCUGUCCACGCUUUCCUCUCUCGCAAACCACAAACGCCGCCAAAUCCUUCUCCGCCUCCUCCGGUGACGUUAUCUUCCCCGGCGACAUCGAGAAACUUGAAGUUCUCGGUCACGGCAACGGCGGCACAGUCUACAAAGUCCGCCAUAAGCGAACCUCAGCGAUCUACGCUCUCAAAGUCGUGCAAUCCAGCUCCGACGCCACAACGCGCCGCCGCAUCAGAACAGAAACCGAGAUCCACAGCCGCGCCGCCGACUCACCGUACGUCGUUCGCUACCAUGGCUCCUUCGAGAGCCCACUCUCCGGCGACGUCGCCAUCCUCAUGGAGUACAUGGACUCCGGCACGCUAGAAACUCUCUUGAAAACAAGAGGCACGUUUGACGAAGCCUCUCUGGCGAAAGUGGCGCGUGACGUUCUUAACGGUCUUAACUACCUCCACGCGCGCAACAUCGUGCACCGUGACAUAAAGCCCGCGAACCUCCUCGUGAAUAACAAGAAUGAGGUAAAGAUUGGUGAUUUUGGGGUAAGUAAGCUCAUGUGCCGCACCCUUGACCCGUGCAAAUCCUACGUCGGCACGUGCGCCUAUAUGAGCCCGGAGCGGUUCGACCCGGAUGCAUAUGGCGGGAACUAUAAUGGAUAUGCCGCAGAUAUAUGGAGCCUGGGUCUGACCCUUCUGGAACUUUACAUGGGUCAUUUCCCGUUGCUCCAAGAGGGUCAGAGGCCUGAUUGGGCUACCCUAAUGUGGGCAAUUUGUUUUGGGGAGCGGCCGAGUUUGCCUGAAGGCGUCUCGACCGAGUUCCGGGACUUUGUUGAGUGUUGCCUCAAGAAGGACUCUAGUCAGAGAUGGACGGCUCCUCAGCUCUUGACCCACCCCUUUCUUUCUAGGAAUAACCCCGAACCUUAGCUUCUGGAGAUUAAUACAAUUUCCUUUAAUUCUUAUUAUUAUUUUCUUUUUGGAGCUACUUGUAUAUUCUCCCCGAAUCCAGAAAUUUUGCUUGUAGAAGGAUCCUUAUUAUUCCCUUUGUAUAUUCUUAAUUCUAAAUGAAUAUUCUUAUGUUCUUCUUCA